UUUUUUACUAUUUUUGUUUAGAGAGAUAUACUGGCAUGCCAAGGUUAUAAAGAAUAAAUAAUCCGGCGAAAGGGAAUAAUAGGAAAAUGAAUAAGACUUCUACACCGCUCAAUAAACCAAUGCGAUACUGUAAGCGUUGCAGUGUGUGUGAAUGCGCCAAGUCCCGUUCUCGAAGACCCGAGAUCUUAAAAGAUUCAGUCGAUUUGCCGAACACAGUGAGAGCGCACUUAUCGGGAAAAGCUGGGAAUGUAGUUAAAUGCCCCGUGUGCUUUACAAAUAUAAUUGUAGAAACCAGAGGUCCAGCAAUACACUACAAGAGAGCGAAUCCUGAUAUGGAUGAAUAUGUUUUUCCUCGGCUGAGUUUCACAUCGGAUAAUGGUUACGUCAGUAUCUGCCACUCCUGUGAUACGGGUGAAGCUGAGGUGAAAUGCAUCGAGUGUAACCAAAAACUUUGUUUUGACUGUGUACGCUCGCAUUUUCGCGCCAAAGCAACCAAACGUCAUCACAUUACAGGUAUCGUAGACCCAGACUCAACACCAACGCGAUCGAGAUCUCCCUCACCGGUACGAUUAAACUCAAGGACUCGCACCCCGUCCCCAACCAGGAAUGGACGUGUUAGAUCGAAAUCGCCCAUCCGAAAUGGCAGAACGAUGUCGCCCUCUCCUAUUAGAAACGGACGCAGCAGAACACCUUCGCCGACGCGAAAUGUAAAUUUGAAUGCCAGAAGAAGCUUAUCGCCUAAAAGGCACGAUAGCACAAGAAGUGCCUCUCCCAAAAGGAGUACAAACAGCGAUGUGCCUUUUGGGACUUACUUCACGGAUUCUGGAGUGGAGGAUUCGCUUUCCCCAAUAUCGCCCUUUGAAAGUUAUUCGUUCACGCCGAACCAUCAAGUUACUUUCAACACCAGAUUAUCCCAACUGUCAAUGGAAGAUGCUUACCAAAGAGGGAAUUCUCCCCGCCCGAAUGAAAGAAAACAGUUCGAUUACAAACCGGUGACGAGUUCCUUCAGCACAUGGAAAAACGACUUCAACCAGAUAACUAUGUUUGAGCUGCCAAGCUACGUACUGGCGAUGUGCGCCGGCUCCCGAGAUCAGUGCUGGAUAGCGGAGGCUAAGUCGUCUGCUAUUCAUUUAUACAACGUCGACGGCAAGCACGUGAAAAGCGUAGAAAUUUAUAACGAAGUUCGGGAUAUGGUCGUGAACAAGGCAACCGAUGAGCUGUUUGUAUCCUGUUUCCCCAGCAAGCACAUUAAAGUAGUAAACUCCGUUGGAGAAGUUGAAGUGUUCGCUACGUCUUCUCUUCAUACCGCCGGAACUAGCGUCAACAGCCAUGGUGACAUCAUUGUGUGCGCAGUUGAGGAUAUGCGUCGCCGCUACAAACCAGAGCACAAAAACUGCCUGCAAGUGUACAGCAAAGAGGGCCGUCUGAAGCGCGAAAUAGAACGCGAUGUCAACGGAGAUAAAAUCUUUGCAUAUCCCGAGUACAUCGAUGUCAACAUAAAUGGAGACAUGAUCGUCUCCGACAUUGAAAGAGAACACGUUGUCAUUCUCAACAGCGAAGGAAAGGUCAAAUUGGUCUACAAAGGUCCUCCAAAAGGCACCCUGGACAAACCAUUUGACCCGCGUGACGUCAAAUGUGACAAGGAUGGAAACAUUGUCGUUUGCGACAUCAACAACAACUCGCUUCAUCUUCUGGACAUUAAUGGUGUCUUUAUUCGUCUCCUACUCUCAGAGGAAAAUGGCCUCUACUGGCCCGAUGUCGUUUCAAUUGACAACCGGGGGCAUAUCUGGGUGCGGGAACUAUGGCAACACACCGUGAAGAUCUUUCAGAAUGUGUGAUAAAUUUGCUGACUGUGAUAUGUUGGAGGAUUAUCCAAUAGCCAUUGUGUAUUUUGCAAUAAGGUCAAAGUGAUUAUCGGAGAUUAUCGUAUCGAGAGGAUUAGUUAUGAUUUGCAGUAUUAUUUAUUUAUUAUGAAUUCAUGUAAUGUUUUCUUGCCGUUUGAUCAUCGCAUACUUUUACUUUAACUUUCUUAAAGUAUUCUACCACUUUGUAAAUGGAAUUGAACAUAGAAGAAAAAUAAUCAAGCCCAUUGUAAAGGUGCUAAAAAAUUUCCGUGCACAUUUCAAAAUAUUAGUCUUCUAGAUUUACCAUCACUCACUUCUUUUCGUCGAUAAAUUAUAGAAAGGUUAUAAGUAAUCCCUAUGCUGUCCAGGAUGUUUUAAGGCUUACCAGGCGACGUGGCAAGAUUUGCUUUUGGAUAACAUAGGGACAAUCCCUGAAGAAAUGAAAUACGAACCCCAUAUAAUAAAACUGAUCAUCCUGUUCAAAAUCAUUGUCCUCAAACGUGUACGAUUUUCUUUUCAAUUAUUUAUUCAACAUUCUAUUUUCGCCACGACAAUUACUUGUUUUCAGCACACAUUCAAAAUACGUUAUGGAUGACAAAAAGAUAUGAAAACCCUUUUAGUGAAAUUGUUGGGGAGCAUACAAGGGUUUUGUAUAAUUGAAAAUUAAAAGCUUUUAUAUAUACUUGUUAAACCUUGCCUUUUAAUUUUGUUAUCUACACGAUUAUAUCGAAUUCAUGUGUCAAAAUUAAGUGCCACGUACACACAUGUAGGUACCGUUAUCAAUUAUACCAGCAUAAAUAAAUCGUGGUUGGCAUAUCCUUAAUAUGUGAAAUUCAAUGAUAAAUUCAAAGCAUACUUAGUAUAAUUUAUAUCCUUUCGGAGCGUACCUUGAUAUCAGUUUUGGCAAUGAUAUAUAGUUUAAAAUGAGACAACAUACUCAGAAAAUAUAUUGAUACAAGAUUGAAUGUUAUGUCAGAUUUCAUUUUUCAUCAAUGUCGAUGAUGAUGUAUUCAUUUCCAUAAAAAAACCCAAAAGCAAAUUAAUAUAGUAGGUUUUAAAGGUGCUAAAUUUUCAUUUAUUGAAUAGGAUUUAAAUGCGGUAUUAUGUCGUAUUUAGAACAGGUGGAUAGGUUAUCGCGAAUGUUUGAAAGGUAGAAAUAACUAACGAUAAAUGGAGAGGUGGCUGUUUGAAUUCCAUUAUUUGUCCUGUUGGUCGUGCCUGUUUGAUUUCUUGUGUGGGGUUUCUUAACUCUUGUUUAACUGCCAACUGCUCAGAACAACAUUAAAUUAAUAAAAUCGCCGCCAGUAGAAAUCCUGUUACGUAUCUUUUAUACCCCUAAGUUUUGGCAAGAUUUCGUCUUCUUUUUUGACAGUUGAAGAAUUUCUUAUACCUAUAGUUAAGUAAUUCCUGCCAAUGUUUUUGUCAAGGGAUCCUUCUCAACGACAAUUUAACCUGCAGUAUUACAGAUUUUUCUUUCAUAUAAUUACCUUAAUUUUGUCAGAGAGGUUGGUGGUCAUGAUUGAAUUAAUGAAUAGAGUCGUGUUACAAAUUGUUAUUAUUAAUUGCUGAAAUACUUAAAAUUUCAUGUAGGAUUCCUGCACAUUUUAUAUACCUAGAUAUACAUCCUGUUUCACAUUUUUUGCAGCCUGACAGAAUUGUAGAAUUGUUACAAGCAUUCAUCUAUUUGUAGGCUCAUCUUGUUUUACGUUGCAAUGUAUUCCUGUUUUGUAUAGCUUAUUUAUACAUAUUUAUUAUCAUAUCUGUACACUGUUUGUUAUUUCAUUCUGUUAUUGUCUGGUCAUAAAGGGGUUAAAGUUCA
Messenger RNA from Ostrea edulis (European flat oyster), 3663 nucleotides. RefSeq lists its product as uncharacterized. The transcript has 2 exons. Gene Ontology annotation, molecular function: ubiquitin protein ligase activity; zinc ion binding. Gene Ontology annotation, biological process: protein polyubiquitination; proteasome-mediated ubiquitin-dependent protein catabolic process. Bases 87 to 1838 code for a protein of 583 amino acids. The record is from RefSeq and is a predicted model, not a curated record. Lineage: Eukaryota; Metazoa; Mollusca; Bivalvia; Ostreida; Ostreidae.